AUGAGUGCUGAAACAUAUGUCGCAAACGGAUUGAGGCACAUUAAGCCAUAUUAUACUACACGUUCUAAUUAUGUUAAGGGAAGAUGGAUAGGGCGAUCACUUAUCGAUGUUCUAACAACUGAGUUUAAGAGUUUUUCAAGAGAACAUUAUCUUAAACAGAUUACUCAAGGUAGAUACUUAUUGAAACGAAAUGAUGUAUUAUUGGACGCAUUGAAUUCACCGAUCAGAAGUGGAGAUGUUGUGACGAUGAAGCAACAUAAGCAUGAACCUCCUGUGAAACAAUGGUGUAACGUAGAGCUGGAAAAUUGUGAUACAGCAACGAGAAUUGCUGGCUUUAACGUAGUUCAUAAUGACAGCCGUUUAUUAGUGAUAGAUAAACCUGUUGGAAUACCUGUUCAUCCAACGGGACAAUUCUACCGUAACACAAUAACAGAGAUACUAAAGGAACAUGAACAUUUCGUAUCUCCGUGUUAUAGAUUAGAUAAAGUUACAUCAGGUUUACUUAUUUUAGCAAAGAAUACCAUGGUUGCUAGAGAAAUACAAAUGAAGAUUGGAGCUAGAGAUAUGAAUAAAAUAUAUUUGGCAAGAGUACGAGGUAAGUUUCCCCAUGUGACCACUACAAAAUUCCCAACGAGUAAUCAAUUGGACAGUUUAUUUCAACAUAAUAGUAUUACUACCAUUGAAAAUUCACCAAUAUAUUCAAUUGAACCAAAGAAAGGUUUCCCAGCAGGUCUUUCUGAUUCAAAAGAAGCUACAACUUUGUUUUACCCCAUACGAUAUUUUCCAGAAACAAAUGAAAGUAUUCUCGCAUGCAAACCAUUGACAGGUAGAACACAUCAGAUAAGAAUACAUUUGGCAAGACUAGAGUUUCCUAUUGUGAAUGAUUCGAUUUACUCCUCUGAAUAUACUAUGUAUCCGAACAGAUUACAAUUCAUUAAAGAUUAUCGCCAUUGGGAGCUUUCUCCAGUAACAAAAGAUCAAUUGCGUGAACAGUUUCAACAAAUUAUCUAUGAGGCUAAAAGUGUAAGUGAUUUAAAAGUGAAUGAGGAUAAUCGAACUUGUGAAGAAUGUGGUGUUGCUCUUAUGGCAGAUCCGCAGAUGUUACAAUUAGAAUUAUAUUUACACGCAUGGCAAUAUUGUGACAACGACAAAACUUUCAAUUUCCAAACAGAGUUACCAACCUGGGCAGAAAACUGA
Messenger RNA from Maudiozyma saulgeensis, 1197 nucleotides. The record is from the annotation of a GenBank genome assembly. Lineage: Eukaryota; Fungi; Ascomycota; Saccharomycetes; Saccharomycetales; Saccharomycetaceae.